Parnassius apollo (apollo) is the source of this 453-nucleotide messenger RNA. Lineage: Eukaryota; Metazoa; Arthropoda; Insecta; Lepidoptera; Papilionidae. The record is from the annotation of a GenBank genome assembly.
AUGCGCUCGAAAAUAUUUGACGAUGCCGAUCUCGAACGACUACAACGUGAGGCCAUUCCCUCAUCGAAUGAAUUGGCUAUGGCUGGGGAUGUUGCUCCUCAGGCGACAAAACAGCAUCCACGCGUGGAAGCCACCAUGGAUAUUCCAGUUGUGGUUGAUUCCGAUGAUGAUGAAAUGGUCUCCCUAGAACUAGAGCAAAUGAGGAGCAUAUUGGAAGAGGCGAUUUUGGAAACGUGCAGCAUACCUCUUGAAAAUCGACCGCGACUUCACCGCAUAUCCCAAAGCAAACGAAAUCAGGCUGUCGUGAGGGCUCUUAACCCAAUGCUGGUGAUCUAUUUGGAAGCCAGGCGGGAAGUUUGCGAGACGAACUCAAUUCGUUUUGGCGCCGCAGUGGCAGUAUACCGUAUAGCAAAGGCAAGGGCCCUUAUGGCAGACUGGCUUCAGGUCGGGUAA